AUGUCGCAAGCGUGGACAAAGUUCUUAAAUAAAGCAACAAUCGUUGUUCUCAAAGCUGUGUUAAGAUCUUUAUUGCUUCCAACCAGUGGUUCAAAAGCUGAAUUAAAGCGACGUGUGGAAGUUGGAGUAAAAGAUCUCACAGACGACGAUCUGCGAAAGCUCAUACAAGAGACUUCUAGAGAAUCCACCGUUGAAUCUGCCGACGAACAGUUUUCUGAUGCUGAGGACAACAACGAGGAGCCACGUUCGGAGGAAGAAAUUCUGGAUGAGGAAUUAGAAAAACUUCAUCGGAUUUUUAAGAAGAAACAGGAGAUUCAUAAACUGCAAAAACAGCUUCAAGAAUUUCAACUCGAGGAGUCUGCAACCAGUACCAAAUCGACUACAGUUUGUUUCAGGGAUAUUGAAGACUCCAUACCCCCUUUUAGUGGCGACGACAAUUUACCUGUGCAACGUUGGAUAGAACAAUUCGAAGACUAUUCCGAAAUCUUAGGCCUGGAUGAAAGAAGUAAAUUUCUUUACGGGAAAAGACUUUUGACAGGUACAGCCAAAUUAUACAUCAGAACAAUCAUCAUAAAAAGUUGGCAAGAUAUGAAAACUUAUUUGAUCAAUGAGUUUAAAAAGAACGUGACUAAGGCUGAUGUAUACAGUGAUCUUCAAAAUAGAAAAAAACGUCAUGACGAGACUUUCCAGCAGUACGUUCUUUCGAUGAUGGAAAUAGCUUCACAAAGUGUCAUUGAAGAAGAAGACAUUAUUCAAUUUAUAAUUAAAGGAAUCGCAGAUGUUGAAAUUAAUAAGUCAAUUUUGUAUAACGCCAACACCAUCAUUGAAUUAAAAUCAGCCUUACGCAAAUAUGAGAAGUUAAAGCGCAAUUGCCGAAACAAUUUUUCUGACGUCAGGCCAUCGAGAAGUACACCAAAUAGUUCUCAUGCACGCAACAUUACACCAAGCCGAUCAAAUGUCACAAAUCAAGGUUUUAAUCGUAUCAACACUCAAACAACACCUGAUAAGCGAGAAGUUUCGUGUUUUAAGUGUGGGAAGCAGGGACACAUUUCACCCCACUGCUCUGGGAAGAAAUCAGUCAUGAUUGUGAAUACGAAAGAUCAAGUCGAAGAAAAAGAAAAAAUUGAUUUACCAGCCAGCGUGAACACAUGUGAAGAGAGCGAAUCAUCAAGCAAUGAAUUCGAGAAAAUCAUCAGCUUUAAUUUUGUCAGUGAUCAAAUGGACUCAUCAGCAACACUCUUGACUCUUUUGGAUUCAGGGUCCCCCAUCAGUUUUGUUCAAGCUAAGUAUAUACCUCCGUUUUUGAUAUCAACAUUAGACCUGAGAAGCCAUAAAUAUGUUGGAGUAAACAACAGCCCGCUGGAUGUACUAGGAAGCAUAAAUUGUAGAGAUUUCAUGGGCAAAAAUGGUUUGGUUCUACAACAACAAAAGAAGAAUUAUGUAAAUGAAAUUGAUCGAGAUCUCCAAUUGUCAUCUGGCGUUCGUGAUGCUCCAGCUACAAGUCAAAAUAAUGAGCUGAUAACUACGGGUGAUGAUGUCAACUUUGUUUUUAAGGUUAUGAAUAUUGACCUGAGUUGCAAUGUGAGCAUUAUCCGCGAGUCGACUUCCUCAUUUGCGUCACCCAUAGUUCUGGUCCAGAAGAAGAGUGGGGAGCUUAGGCUUUGCGUUGAUUACCGCGAAUUGAAUAAGAUAACUUUAAGAGACAAUUAUCCCUUACCAUUAAUAGAGGAUCACAUUGAUCGUCUUAAGAACAAAAAGUUUUUUACAACCCUCGACUUAAAAGAUGGUUUCCACCACGUUAAUGUGGCGGAAGACUCAAUUAAAUACACGUCUUUUACGACACCUCUAGGGCAAUUUGAAUAUUUAAAGAUGCCAUUUGGCCUUAAAAAUGGUCCAUCUGUGUUCGAACGGUUUAUUAAGCAAGUAUUUAAAGAUUUGAUUGCAAAAGUUGAAAGUCCGACAAACAUGAAAAUAGAUCGCUUAACUUUCACACAACGCCUACCAAUUGUAAAACCCUACUACAUUCCGUCACAGCCCACAUACCGUUCCUUUACAGGAGAAUAUGGCUUACAAAAUCGUCCAGCUACACAAGCACUUGACAAAAUUGUGCCGAAAUUUGAAGAGACUGGAUUUGUUAAGUAA
Eupeodes corollae is the source of this 2142-nucleotide messenger RNA. RefSeq lists its product as uncharacterized. The transcript is spliced from 4 exons. Gene Ontology annotation, molecular function: zinc ion binding; nucleic acid binding. Bases 1 to 2142 code for a protein of 713 amino acids. The record is from RefSeq and is a predicted model, not a curated record. NCBI's taxonomy places the organism in Eukaryota, Metazoa, Arthropoda, Insecta, Diptera, Syrphidae.